AUGGCGGGAGUACGCCUCUAUAGGGUCGCAUUUCUGAUUGGGGUCAUCGCUGUCCUCCAGAUUCUUAGCCAGAAGAUUCUCUCCAGCAAAAAGAGAUGUGGUGACCCUCAGUGUGAGAGUUUGAUGAUGAGAGUUUCAGCAAAACAAGAUUACACCGGACCCGACUGUCGAUUCCUGAGCUUCAAAGCCGGAUGGGAGAUCAAUGUGUAUUAUAAACUUGCUGAAGGGAGAGAAGACCUAUGGCAAGGCAGCACAGGGAAAGCAUACGGCUUCUUUCCCAGAGACAUUGUCAACGUAGAAGAAGUCUAUCUGUCGGAGGAAGUGGAGGUUCCAGCAAAGGAAAUCGAUUUUGUGUGUCUGGAUGGAGGUGAAUAUUUCUUCGAGAAUGAAGACAGCGUUCUGCAUUCGUCUAGAGAACAUGAAGAAGACUUUAUGGAACAUACAGGAGGUGGAAUCUCUACUGAGGAUUUACAAGAAGACAUCAACCUUAAAGAGCCAGCUCAAGAAGUCACAGACAAACCACCUUGGGCUCCAUCUGGCAUUGCAGGUUGGUUUGGUAUGGGAGGAACCCAGGAUAAACAAGACAACACAGAUAAUGCAGAACAUAUAGAAGAAGAGGGUCCUGCAGAACCAAUGCUAGAAAAUAAUGGGGAACAACCCAAAGAGGCUGAGGACUCUCAGCCAGAAAAUGCUGGCUGGUUUGGUGGCCGUCUCAAAGGUCUUCUGCCCUUUGGAGGGAAGGACAAGCAGGAUGACACAGAAGCAUCAAUCGACACAAGCCAAUCUGCGAGUGAAGAGUCUGUGGUUGAAACAGAAAAAGAAAAUACUUCCUCAAAUCCUCAAGAUGUUGAGCAAGACAACAGAGAAACCAAAAACAUUGAGGAGGCAAAAGCCAAAUGGUUCAACUUUGCCAUCAAAGAUGUUUUAAGUUUUGGGGCCAAAAAUGAAAAAAAGAAAGGGGAGUCAGAGGACCCGUCCCAGAGUGUGGAUGAAACUGAAAGCAGUGAGAUACCAAGACAAAUGGAUCUCAGUCAAGGUAACUCCACAGAAGGUGAUGCUGAACAUAAAACAGAUACCUCAGUAGAGGACCCACCAACAAUGGAAGAGACAAAGCAUGACACGGAAUUAAAGUUGGAUAUUAACAUAGAACAUACUACAGUAUACAAUGAUAAAAGUGAGUCUGAUGGGUCCAAAGUGGGCAAUACUGAUGUUGUUUUUGAAGCUCUGGACCAACAGGAAUUAAAUAGAAUACCAGACAAAGAAAAUAAUAUAAAGUUCCAAGAGAAUCCAGAGGUUCCCAAGCCUUUGAAAACCAAUCAUGAACCAACCCACUGGUUUAAAUCCGUUGUGUCAAACGUUACGGAUUUAGGGAAGAGCGACAGAGACCAGGGGGAGACAGAACAAGCAAAAUUUGGGGAAAUAAAUCAUGAUAAUGGCUUAUCAGACACAACUCUAUACACACCGAAUAAUAACCAUAGUCCCAUUUCUGGUGAAACUGAGCCUUCAAGAGAAGGUAUUGUGACAACAAACACCGAUGAACAUGACCAAGAUAUUAAUUCAGACGAAUUGUCAGAUAAUGAGAUUGCCAAUGAAUCUGAAAGAACACUCAAAGACAACAUUGUAACACAGCUCAAUAAUGACCCAGCAAUCCCCAUAGUCCGGUAUCAGAAGUAA
This is a messenger RNA of Nanorana parkeri, 1674 nucleotides long. Its product is annotated as melanoma inhibitory activity protein 2. Bases 1 to 1674 code for a protein of 557 amino acids. The transcript is spliced from 6 exons. Gene Ontology annotation, cellular component: endoplasmic reticulum membrane; endoplasmic reticulum exit site. Gene Ontology annotation, molecular function: protein binding. NCBI's taxonomy places the organism in Eukaryota, Metazoa, Chordata, Amphibia, Anura, Dicroglossidae. Gene Ontology annotation, biological process: vesicle cargo loading; protein secretion; endoplasmic reticulum to Golgi vesicle-mediated transport. The record is from RefSeq and is a predicted model, not a curated record.